UAGUCACAGCUGUGUUUACUAGUGAGAAAGAUGACAAGAGCUGACAGGAGAAAGAGAGUGACUGUUUGCUAUUGAGUUUGGUGCUUCCUGUGCAAGAAGCCAUGGGGGUUCUCUUAAGAUGGCUGCUGUUUUCUCUGCUAGUUGUUGCAUACAGUGUUGGAUCAACGGAGAAACCUGAAGGUGAGGAAGUGCUGCUUGCUCAUUAUCUACCAGAGUUAAGCAGCUACGUUGGAAAAAAUUUUUCAUGGAGCACUUGGCCACGUUAUCCUGAUGAUUUGAACUUGAAUGGGGUGCCCCUGAAGCAGCAUGAGCAGGCCCCCCACGUGUCCCCCGAGCUUCCCAGCUACGUGUCCCCCCAGCUUCCCAGCUACGUGUCCCCCCAGCAGCCUAGCUUGUCCCCCCAGCAGUCCAGUUACGUGUCCCUGAAGGAGCCCCAGCAGCCCGGCUACGUGGCCCCGAAACAGCCCAGUUAUGUGUCCCCCCAGGAGCCUCAGCUUCCCAGCUACAUGUCCCCCCAGCAGCCCAGUUACGUGUCCCUGAAGGAGCCCGAGCAGCCCAGCUACGUGUCCCCCCAGCAGCCCAGCUACGUGUCCAGCCAGGAGCCCCAGCAGGCCAGCUACGUGUCCCUGAAGCAGCCCAGCUACGUGUCCAGCCAAGAGUCCCACCAGCCCGGCUACGUGUCCCCCCACAAGCCCAGCUACGUGUCCCCCCAGGAGCCCCAGCAGGCCAGCUACGUAUCCCCAAAGCAGCCCAGCUACAUGUCCCCCCACCAGCCCAGCUACGUGUCCAGCCAGAAGCCCCAGCAGCCCGGCUACGUGUCCCCCCAGGAGCCCAGCUACGUGUCCCCCCAGGAGCCCCAGCAGGCCAGCUACGUGUCCCCCCAGCAGUCCCAGGAGCCUCAGCAGCCCAGCUACAUGUCCCUGAAGGAGCCUCAGCAGCCCAGCUACGUGUCCCCUCAGCAGCCUAGCUUGUCCCCCCAGCUACCCAGCGACGUGUCCCCCCAGCAGCCCGGCUACGUGUCCCCGAAGCAGCCCCAGGAGCCCCAGGAGCCCCAGCAGCCCAGCUACGUGUCCCCCGAGGAGCCUCAGCUUCCCAGCUAUAUGUCCCCCCAGCAGGCUAGCUUGUCUCCCCAGCAGCCCAGCUACGUGUCUCCCCAGCAGCCCGGCUACGUGUCCCCCCAGGAGCCCCAGCAGUCCAGCUACGUGUCCCCCCAGCUUCCAAGCUACAUGGCCCCGAAACAGCCCCAGGAUGUGGCCCCAAAGCAGCCCCAGGAGCCUCAGCAGCCCAGCUACGUGUCCCCCCAGCAGCCUAGCUUGUCCCCCCAGCUGCCCAGCUACGUGUCCCCCCAGGAGCCCGGCUAUGUGUCCCUGAAGCAGUCCCUGAAGGAGCCCCAGCAGCCCAGCUACGUGUCCCCUCAGCAGCCUAGCUUGUCCCCCCAGCAGCCCAGCUACGUGUCCCCCCAGCAGCCCAGCUACGUGUCCAGCCAGGAGCCCCAGCAGGCCAGCUACGUGUCCCUGAAGCAGCCCAGCUACGUGUCCAGCCAAGAGUCCCACCAGCCCGGCUACGUGUCCCCCCACAAGCCCAGCUACGUGUCCCCCCAGGAGCCCCAGCAGGCCAGCUACGUAUCCCCAAAGCAGCCCAGCUACAUGUCCCCCCACCAGCCCAGCUACGUGUCCAGCCAGGAGCCCCAGCAGGCCAGCUACGUGUCCCCCCAGCAGUCCCAGGAGCCCCAGCAGCCCAGCUACAUGUCCCUGAAGGAGCCUCAGCAGCCCAGCUACGUGUCCCCUCAGCAGCCUAGCUUGUCCCCCCAGCUACCCGGCUACGUGUCCCCCCAGCAGCCCGGCUAUGUGUCCCCGAAGCAGCCCCAGGAGCCCCAGGAGCCCCAGCAGCCCAGCUACGUGUCCCCCGAGGAGCCUCAGCUUCCCAGCUAUAUGUCCCCCCAGCAGGCUAGCUUGUCUCCCCAGGAGCCCAGCUACGUGUCUCCCCAGCAGCCCGGCUACGUGUCCCCCCAGGAGCCCCAGCAGUCCAGCUACGUGUCCCCCCAGCUUCCAAGCUACAUGGCCCCGAAACAGCCCCAGGAUGUGGCCCCAAAGCAGCCCCAGGAGCCUCAGCAGCCCAGCUACGUGUCCCCCCAGCAGCCUAGCUUGUCCCCCCAGCUGCCCAGCUACGUGUCCCCCCAGGAGCCCGGCUAUGUGUCCCCGAAGCAGUCCCAGGAGCCCCAGCAGCCCAGCUACGUGUCCCCGAAGCAGCCUAGCUUGUCCCCCCAGCAGCCCGGCUACGUGUCCCCGAAGCAGCCCCAGCUACCCAGCUACGUGUCCCCCCAGCAGCCCGGCUACGUGUCCCCGAAGCAGCCCCAGGAGCCCCAGCAUGCCCCGCUAGACCGUGUGUCCCGAGCACCCCAGGAGCCCCAGCAGCCCCACGGCCCCAGGACCCCCCAGGAUGUGUCCCCGAAGCAGUCCCAGGAGCCCCAGCAGCCCAGCUACGUGUCCCCUCAGCAGCCUAGCUUGUCCCCCCAGCAGCCCAGCUACGUGUCCCCUCAGCAGCCUAGCUUGUCCCCCCAGCAGCCCAGCUACAUGUCCCCAAAGCAGCCCCAGCUACCCGGCUACGUGUCCCCCCAGCAGCCCGGCUACGUGUCCCCGAAGCAGCCCCAGGAGCCCCAGCAGCCCGGCUACGUGUCCCCCCAGGAGCCCCAGCAGUCCGGCUACGUGUCCCCCCAGCUUCCAAGCUACAUGGCCCCGAAACAGCCCCAGGAUGUGGCCCCAAAGCAGCCCCAGGAGACCCAGCAGCCCAGCUACGUGUCCCCAAAGGAGCCCCAGCUUCCAAGCUUUGUGUCCCCCCAGCUUCCAAGCUUUGUGUCCCCCCAGCAGCCCAGCUUCGUGUCACCCCAGCAGCCAAGCUACGUGUCCUCGAAGAAGCCCCAGCAGCCCAGCUACGUGUCCCCCCAGCAGUCCCAGGAGCCCCAGCAGCCCAGCUACAUGUCCCUGAAGGAGCCCCAGCAGCCCAGCUUGUUCACCCGGCUGCCCAGCUACGUGUCCCCGAAGCAGCCCCAGGAGCCCCAGAUUCCCAGCUACGUGUCCCCUCAGCAGGCCAGCUACGUGUCUCUCAAGGAGCCCCAGCAGGCCAGCUACAUGUCCCCCCAGCUUCCAAGCUAUGUGGCCCCAAAGCAGCCCCAGGAGACCCAGCAGCCCAGCUACGUGCCCCCCAAGCAGCCCAGCUACGUGCCCCCCCAGCUUCAAAGCUACGUUUCCCCCCAGCAGCCCCAGCAGCCCAGCUACAUGUCCCAAAAGGAGGAGCCCCAGCAGCCUAGCUACAUGUCCCCCCAGCUUCCAAGCUACGUGGCCCCGAAACAGCCCCAGCAGUCUAGCCUGUCCCCCCAGCAGGCCAGCUAUGUGGCCCUGAAGCAGCUCCAGGAGACCCAGCAGCCCAGGUACGCGUCCCGCCAGCAGCCCAGGUACAUGUCCCCGAAGCAGCCCCAGGAGUCCCAACAGGCCAGCUAUGUGUCCCCCCAGGAGCCCCAGCUUCCCAGCUACGUGUCCCCUCGGGAGCCCAGCUAUUGGCCCCAGGCCAAGAAGCUCCAGCAACCUAGCUUUGUACCCGAGUGGCCACAUAUGCCCAACUAUGCAGCCAAACCACUUAAGCAACCCAGAUUUAGGACCCAGGCAGGUGCCUAUUUUGCCGAGCAGCCUAGGUUUUUGCCCAGGACGCCACGCUAUCAUCUCAAGAAGCUGCAGAUCAGUCGCCACCCUCAGCGCCUCCGAAUUUGA
Mugil cephalus (flathead mullet) is the source of this 3764-nucleotide messenger RNA. Its product is annotated as proteoglycan 4-like. The transcript has 6 exons. The coding region runs from base 102 to 3764 and encodes 1220 amino acids. The record is from RefSeq and is a predicted model, not a curated record. NCBI's taxonomy places the organism in Eukaryota, Metazoa, Chordata, Actinopteri, Mugiliformes, Mugilidae.